This is a messenger RNA of Dentiscutata erythropus, 693 nucleotides long. The record is from the annotation of a GenBank genome assembly. Lineage: Eukaryota; Fungi; Glomeromycota; Glomeromycetes; Diversisporales; Gigasporaceae.
AUGUUAUUGUUACAAAAUCCACUUUUAGACAUGUAUAUUUUAUUAAUAUCUAAUAAAAGCUUAGCAACUUUGUCUUAUAAACCACAAAUUAAUGACACAUUUGAAAGUCAUAUUGAAUUUGUUGAUAAAGUUAAAAACUAUACACGUAAUUGUGGUUUUACUAUUAGGCUUAGAAAAUCUAAAUAUUAUAAAAAAUCUGAAAAUAAAGAAUCAGAAAAAACUAUUCGAAAAAGAACAUUACUAUAUUCUCGAGCCAGUUUUGCUGAAUUGAAAGAAUAUAACUCUAAUAAUGAAAAAACUUCAAAAAAAGAACGAAAUCGAGUAUCUCAAUGCUGUAGCUGUUUUUUUUAUAUUCGUGCUUCUUUAAACAACUUAAAUAACUUGUGGCAAAUUAUUAAUAUGAACCUUACUCAUAAUCAUUUAAUGGUUGAAGAAAAUCAUAGAUUUUUUAUGUCAAAUGAACGAAAUAUUCCUGAUGAUAUCAAACAGCGAAUAGAAUUAUUAUGUCAAGCUAGUGUAGAUGUUCCAACUAUACAUGCAAUAUUAAAAGAAAAAGGAUCUGGUUUAGAAAAAAGAGAAUUAGAUGCUGAAGAGUUUGUAAAAAUAUUAAAUCAAUUUAAGUAUGAUGAUGCUGAAUUUUCUUAUUAUGUUGAUAUUAAUGAAGAUACCAAAAGAUUAGAGCGAGCGAUAUAG